This is a messenger RNA of Eruca vesicaria subsp. sativa (arugula), 881 nucleotides long. Lineage: Eukaryota; Viridiplantae; Streptophyta; Magnoliopsida; Brassicales; Brassicaceae. The record is from the annotation of a GenBank genome assembly.
AAAAAAGAAAAAGAAUUUAAAGAGAAAAAAAAAGCAAAAAAAAAGAAAGAGAAAGAGAAAAAGAAAAUCCCCUCUCUCUUUCUCUCUCUCCCAGAAUCUCUCUCCUCUCUGCGGAUCAUAUUUUUUUUCUCUCACUUUCCUUUGGUUUUCUCGGCGGCUUCAUUCGAAUCAUUUUUUUUCCCCUGGAGGUUAAAGCUUCCUCCUUUCUGUAGACGCCAUGUCGGACAAAGGACGUCCCUUGCCCAAGUUUGGUGAAUGGGAUGUGAAUGAUCCAGCAUCAGCAGAAGGUUUCACAGUCAUAUUCAACAAAGCUAGGGAUGAGAAGAAGACCGGUGGCAAACCGGGAUCACCUGGUAAAUCCACUGAAGGUCAUGCUAAGUCCGGAGGAGGAGGAGGAGGAGGUGGAGAUCCUAGUAAACCUCAGCCUAAAAAAUGGCUCUGCUGCAUCCAAUCUCCAGCAGUGAACUCUUGACGGACACAAAUAUGGAUCUGCUUGCUCUGCCAAACAAGUAGAAAAAAAAAGAAGGUUGACAUUGCUUAAACAUCCUAAAGCAAUGUUCUUUUUUUAUGUUUUAUUGUCUUUCUUGAAAGUAUCCACACAAAAAAAAAUGUUCCUAAGAUGAUUUGGAGCCUGCCCCCUUUAGUAGUAUUCACGAUAAUGAUUUUCCUUCUUAUUUGAAGUUGUUUGUUCUUCUAAAAUAUGAUGUAAAAUCGUGUUGUCACUUUUAUUGAAAACCCAGAAAGAAAGAAAAAAAACAUAGUUAUUAUUGUGUCUAUAUGUAAUGAUUUUCACGGGUCGGUCAUUUGGUGUUGGGUCUUUUGAUUAUUCAUUCCUUUUUGUUUUGUACAUCAAACAAGUUACUAUAUAAUGUUCAAGUUGC